Echinops telfairi (small Madagascar hedgehog) is the source of this 1599-nucleotide messenger RNA. It is a transcript of the gene MTFMT, whose product is annotated as mitochondrial methionyl-tRNA formyltransferase. Lineage: Eukaryota; Metazoa; Chordata; Mammalia; Afrosoricida; Tenrecidae. Gene Ontology annotation, biological process: biosynthetic process; conversion of methionyl-tRNA to N-formyl-methionyl-tRNA. The transcript has 7 exons. Gene Ontology annotation, cellular component: mitochondrion. The record is from RefSeq and is a predicted model, not a curated record. Gene Ontology annotation, molecular function: methionyl-tRNA formyltransferase activity. Bases 1 to 930 code for a protein of 309 amino acids.
AUGAAUGGCAGCAAUGGUGACAGUGGGAGCAACAGUGCGGGUGACAGUGUAGAUGGUGUGGACAUCGGGGGGAUGACAGCAUGGUACAGAGCAAAGGACCCCAGGGAGAACACAGGGACCUGCAUGGAGCUGUGCAUCCUGAUCAUUUGGGAAAACAAAGAGGAAGAACUCAUAGAAAACCUGGAGGUGGUCACCGUGCCCUCCCCGUCACCAAAAGGCCUGCCUGUGAAGCGUUACGCUGUGCAGUCCCGGCUUCCGGUGCACGAGUGGCCCGCCGUGGGGGCUGGGGAGUACGAUGUUGGAGUGGUGGCUUCCUUUGGCCGCCUUUUGAGUGAGGCCCUUAUUCUUAAGUUUCCCUAUGGCAUAUUGAACAUCCAUCCCAGCUGCCUCCCAAGGUGGCGGGGUCCAGCCCCUAUCAUCCAUACCGUGCUCCAUGGAGAUGCCAUUACUGGAGUGACGAUUAUGCAAAUUAGACCCAAAAGGUUUGAUGUAGGUCCAAUUCUCAAACAGGAGACUAUUCCCGUGCCACCCAAGAGCACCGCAAAGGAACUGGAGGCCGUGUUAGCCAGACUGGGUGCCAACAUGCUUAUUUCCGUUUUGAAAAAUUUACCUGAAAGUUUGAACAGUGGAAGGCAGCAGCCAACUGAGGGGGUGACAUAUGCCCCUAAGAUUUCCGUCAGUACCAGCUGUGUAAGAUGGGAGGAACAAACAGCAGAGCAAAUACUCAGACUUGCCCGUGCCAUUGGAAACAUAAUUCCAUUGCAGACAGUCUGGAUGGGGCAUACCGUUAAACUUCUGGAUCUGGUAGACGUUAACAGUUCCGUCCUUGCUGGUACUAACCUCUGGCUAGCUGACAUGGAAGACAUUUUCUCUGUACUGUCUUUGAAAUUGUGUGUUUCUAUAAGGAUGGUUUGGGUUUCAGUUCAGUAGUGUUAAGACUGGACACUCCUUUACUGUUUUUUUAGCCUUUGCCGUAUCCAUCCGAAUGUAUUUGCUCAUUUAAUCGGGCUCAGCAAGGUUAAACUGGCUUCAAGCACUGUGACUUCCUGCCUUCGGGUUUCCAGAGGAUGCACAGUGCUCCUUAGCUUCGUUCUUCUGAAUGUCGUAAUGGCAAUCCAGGCAGCUCAGGAAGAAUGUGAGGCCAGUCUCGGAACAUUCCAGAUUGGACCAGUCAUAGGUUCUUCCCAAGGCCCAUCAGUAAUCUUCCAAUCUGGUGUGAAGGGUGAGCACCAGAGGACACUGGUCUGGUUCAGUGGUAGCCUACGAGUUGUCUGGAAUUGAGAAAUUGAGGUUUGGUACAGAAUGCAAGUACCAGCUUAGAACGUAACCCUCCUGUAUAGUUCCCCCAUUCGUAUGUAGAUACUUCCCCAUAUAAUCCAAAAUCUCCAGUUCAGGUUGUUACUGAAAGACUGGUAAAGAACUUCCUAGGUGUACAGACAGCUAUUUUGUGUUCAUGAUGGUCACAGAACACCUUUACUCAGUCUGAAAUCUUGAGUUAAAGUCAGGGCAUCCAUCCAAAGAGCCAUGAAAACCACUGCCAUCGAGUCAAUUCUGACACAGGUGACCCCAUAGGGCAAAGUAGAACUGCCCCUUUGGGUU